UAUAUUAUUUAUAUUUAAAUAGAAUUUAUGAACUUUAGUAAUAAAUAUAUAAUUAACGUAUAUUUAUUUAUUACAUUUUAAUAUUUUCAACGAUUUACGAAAUCGAAAAUGAUUUUAGAAUUUUAAGUUAAAACGAAUUUGAAUUAUGAAAUUCCGUUCGAUUGAAAUUAGGAAACAAUCCUAAGCAGUGUUGAAUUCAAAUUCUAAAACUAAAUACUAAUCCUAGCCCAAUUAGAUUCCUAGCCCAUAAAAUAUCUAAGCCCCAACUAACCCCAAAAGUUUACUCACUAUUGUUUUCUCUCUCCUCUCAAACCCUCAUGAAGUCUCACGUAUUGCUCUCUCCUUUCACGUGAAACUCUCAAAGCACACAAACUCACAAACCCUCUCAUCCCUCUCCAGCCACCGCACCAGCCGCCGCACCAGCUGCCGCGCCACCGUCGCCCUUCGACGUCCGCACCACCACCCGCAGCACCGCUUGCACCGCCGCUGCGGCCCUGCCCAGUCGAUCUCCCUCCUUCCUCCUUCCUUGGCUCGCACGAGAUUGCAGCCACCUUCAACGUUCCUGCUUCUUGCUUGCUCAAUCACCCGCGACCACCAACACUAAUCGCGCCGCCCAGUCGCGUCGCCGCCCAGCCUGCGCCACCGCUGUCGUGCCCCUGCUCGCCGGCAGUCUCUCUCCUCCUCUCCUUUUGGCGGAGAAUUCUCUCUAGGCGACUUUUGAAAGUGUUAAGGUGGCCUAUCAGUUUGUUUACACAAGAUCACUAAUCAUGUCUGGCAUACAAGGAAAUAGAAUAGGGAGCAACUCUAACCCUAUUAUUCUAAGCGAUGAUGAAAAUGAAAUGGAUUACGAGUCUGACAUUAACAGUUACACCAGCCGUGAACUUGUUCUGCGUCGAGUUUUAAGAGCAGGAGAACCUGAUAGUGAUGAUGAAGCCCUUCGUGAAUUUGAUCGUGCUAGAGGGCAAACUAGGGUCGAUAUUUAUCAAGCUGUUUUGAGACCUGAAAGCGAUUCGGAGCCUGAGUUUGAGCAUGAAUUCGGGUUUGAGUUCGAACAAGAAUUUGAGUUUGAGUUCGAACAUGAAUUAGAGGUUGAACCUGAGUUUGAGUUUGAGCCCGAACAUGAACCUGAACCUGAGCCUGAGCCAGAGGAAGCUAAUCAUCAAUUUCAAGGUCUACGAAGAUCCUCUAGGCCAAGAAAAGAAGCUUAUUAUUUUGAUAUGGAUGACGAUGAUGAACUUAAAUAUGAGCUAUUCACCCUAGAAGGUUAUAGCGAGUCAAAGGACAAGUCUGAUGAUGUUUCCCUUUAGCUUUGCUUACAUAUUUAGUUGUGUGUGAGAAAAAUGUUGGUCAAUCCGCCCAACCAUAGUUUAUGUUUAUAUCGUAGAACCUUUUUACUUUAUUUUGAGAACAGGUGUGUGUUAAUAUUUAGGAUUGUUAUUGACAUUCUUCUGAGGAAUAAAAGCUAGAUGAUUGACUAUCUAAAAGAUCAGAGUUUUACGGGCACGCAAGGGGAAUGUUUUCUUUUUUUAUUCUAACUUAUUAUUCGUGAUGAUUGAAGUCAUUCCUUGUCUCUCAGUUGAAUGUUUUGCAUGAUUGUUCAUUUCGUGUGCAUUUUGAAUGUUAAUGUGAUAUUGCAUUGCUAGAGGAUAAUGUAAGUAAAGUUUUGAACCUGAAUUAGAGCAUAUAAAUUUCAGGUCGCGCUCUAGGAUGGCCAAUAAUAGUGACCUAGCUGCUGCUAUUCGCCUCUUGGCGGAAAAACUAACCCAGGAAAGA
This is a messenger RNA of Spinacia oleracea (spinach), 1773 nucleotides long. RefSeq lists its product as uncharacterized. Bases 768 to 1307 code for a protein of 179 amino acids. The record is from RefSeq and is a predicted model, not a curated record. The transcript is spliced from 4 exons. NCBI's taxonomy places the organism in Eukaryota, Viridiplantae, Streptophyta, Magnoliopsida, Caryophyllales, Amaranthaceae.